UAGUUCUUACUGGGCAUUUCUGUGUUUGUGCAUCUUAAACUGUAACUAUUAUUUUAAUUCAUAGUUGAAACUUACAAGAAAAUACUUGAAGGGAGUAUAGGUAAACAAUUGUGGUAGUUAAUUAUUAGAACGUUGUAAUGGAAAACGCAGAAGAAGUUUUUCAAUUCCUUGAAGAAUUUUCCAAACGAAAACCUAAAACAAUACCCCAAGAACUUAAUGACUAUUUGACUUAUGUUGCUCGCACCGGUGAUCCAGUGUAUCAGUGGUCGCUCGUUAAGAGCUUAUUCAAAGAGAAACUCCUCAACGUUAUAACGGAUUUCCAUGAGUCAACACCCAGUAUAGACAUUUUACCAUGCCCAAACGUCGAUCCAUUUAAUUAUGACAUUAUGAAGAACAGCCUUGUAGAACGACUAGAUUCGUUUACCUCUGCGCCGUUCACUGUUCAAAGGAUUUGUGAGCUACUUACUUUUCCACGUAAACAGUACAAUCGCGUGGAUAAGUUUAUGAGGGCAAUCGAAAAAAAUAUUCUAGUUGUGAGUACUAGAGAACCUGGCCAACAAAGGCCACAAGAACCAGAAAAUGGCGAGGCUAUGGAGCCCAUUGUAAAUGGUUCUGAUAACAAUUCUGAAUAUAAUGUUGAUGUAGAAAUGGAGGACAUGUCAUGGAAAGAAACUGGUGAGUUACAACAAAACAGAGAACCACAGCCUGGGUCUUCAGACACUCACAUUAAUAUGAAUGAACUGGAAGCAAGACUAAAUGCCAAGCAGGAUGUUUCUGUGGAUAUGAAAAAUAAGCAAUUUGCUGAGUAUGAAUCUCUGACGCCUCCCGAGUUAGAUAUUACUGAAUGCACUGAAGCUGAGCAAAUGAUAGAAGAUAAUCAAGAACCUAAAGUUAUGGAUACAAAUGAACCAGCAGCUUUACAAAUUAAUGAACCUAUAGUUUUGCAAGCCAGUGAAUCUACAGAUUUGCCAUCAAAGGAUUCAACUAAUUUACCACCAAAUGAUUCAAAAGAUUUACCACCAAAUGAUUCAAAAGAUUUACCAUCAAAUGAUUCAAUAGAUUUGCCAACAAAAGAGUCUACAGAUUUACCAUCCAAUGAACCAACAGAUUUGAAGCAAUUAAAAGAUGAACAAAGUUCUAAUGAUGAAACUGUACCUGCAUAUAAAACUGAUCAGGAAACUGAUGUAGUACAGCCUAAGCUUAUCAUUCCUGACAUUAAAGUUGACAAUGUAGAAAUGACUGAACUUAAAAUAAUAGAACAAGCUAAUCUAGAGGAAAUGAAUCAAGAUAGUGUUAAUAAAGAAACAUGCACUGAUAUAGCGCAUGUCAAAGUGGAAAAAAAGGAGGAAAAACCUGAGGAAGUACAUUCCAAUGAAGAUACAAAUGAUCAUAUAGAAAUUAAAAAUGUAUCUGAGAAUUCUUCAUCAAGUGAAGGGAGUUCAGCAUCUAGUGAAAAUAUUGAUGGCUUAAGUAACUCUCCUAAAACUGACAGUGAGGAUGGAAAACAAGACGAAACAGAUAGUUCAGAUAAAUGUCUUGAAGAGACAAGUUCACCUAAUACAGUGAGUGUGAUACAAUCAGAAAAUUAUUCAAUAACUGAUGUGAAUUCAGAACUACCUCAAAUACCUGCGGAAAGCAAAGUGGAAGGAGCUUUAGAAGUGAGUGAUAAACAUAGGAAAGAAAUUGAUAAUGAACAAAAUCAAUCUGAUAGUAAAAUUGCAAAUCCGGAAACUGAAACACCUUAAUUUUUAAUAUCUAGAUUUAAGUACUCAUUUUAUUGAAGUAUUAUGUGUGAAGCUGACUUGAAAAAUAUAUCAUACUAAGAUAAUAUUUAUCUUAUUUGUUAUUCCUAAAGGCUUCAGUUAAAGAAUCAAUCAUCAAGUUACGCUUAAUGCAAUAUUAUGUAAAUAAAAAUGAAACCAAGUGAAUGCUUUUUGGGUUAUUCACCAAUUAACCCCAUAGUAGAUAAUUAGAUAAAGUUUUAUAUCAACUCUUCUUAACCGGCUCACCAUUUUGUAAUGAAUGCCCGAGGGCUCCUAAGAAUGUUUGAUGUAUAAGAUGAUGUUAAAAUAAAGUGCUAUGAUAUUUUUUAAUUCUGAGAUACAUAAGAUUA
Messenger RNA from Leptidea sinapis, 2113 nucleotides. It is a transcript of the gene PPP4R2r, whose product is annotated as serine/threonine-protein phosphatase 4 regulatory subunit 2. The record is from RefSeq and is a predicted model, not a curated record. The transcript has a single exon. Gene Ontology annotation, molecular function: protein phosphatase regulator activity. The coding region runs from base 138 to 1745 and encodes 535 amino acids. Gene Ontology annotation, cellular component: protein phosphatase 4 complex; nucleus; cytoplasm. Gene Ontology annotation, biological process: protein dephosphorylation. Lineage: Eukaryota; Metazoa; Arthropoda; Insecta; Lepidoptera; Pieridae.